GGAAAAACUCGCCGAACUCCACAGAAAGAGUCCCAAAACAACACUAUCGUUAUGAGCGAGGAGUUGAACCGGAGCUAUCGUGUGUGCGAGGAGAUCGGACGGGGGAGAUUCGGCGCCGUGUUCAGGUGCUUCUCGCCGGAAUCCGGCGAAUCCUUCGCUGUCAAGUCCAUCGACAAGCGCCUCAUCGCGCACGACUCCGUCGACAGGCAAUGCCUCUUCAACGAAGCCAAGGUCAUGCUUCUUCUCUCCCCCAAUCCCUACGUCCUCCGGAUCUUCGACGUCUUCGAGGACGACGAUCACCUCCAUCUGGUCCUCGAGCUCUGCUCCUCCUCCGAUCUCUUCGACCGUAUCUCCGGCCGCCCCGUCUUCUCCGAGGCUGAAGCCCUAGCCGUUAUGGUUCCUCUGAUGGAGGCGAUUCUGCACUGUCACCGGCUCGGCGUGGCGCACAGGGACAUCAAACCGGACAACGUACUCUUCAACGAGUGGGGUGAGAUGAAACUAGCUGAUUUUGGUUCGGCUGAGUGCUUCCGUGAGGGCCAGCUGAUGAGUGGAGUGGUGGGGACACCGUACUACGUUGCGCCGGAGGUGUUGGCCGGAAGGGACUACACGGAGAAGGUGGACGUGUGGAGCGCCGGCGUCAUUCUGUACAUAAUGCUUGCCGGAGUGCCGCCUUUUUACGGGGACUCCGCGGAGGAAAUCUUCGAAGCUGUACUCAGAUCCAACCUCAGGUUCCCGACGAGGAUUUUCAGCUCUGUAUCGCCGGCAGCUAAGGAUCUGCUCCGGAAGAUGCUCUGUAGGGACGUUUCCAGAAGAUUCUCGGCUGAACAAGUACUGAGGCAUCCAUGGAUGACAAGUAACGGAGAAAGCAAGGAGUGACAGUUCUAACAAAUUAGCUUAUAAGUACGUGCCACAUUUUAUAAAUAUAUAAAUAACAAGCAUUGUAUAUAUAGCUAGCUAGAUAGUAGUAGUAGUAUUAAUUACCUGAGUAGUACGUGGCCAAUGGCGGGCUUGCGGUGCGAGAGAACAGAGCUGAUUUAUGAGUGCUCUUGUUUGGCUUGCUAAAAGCUCAAGAAACGUGGCUGGAGCAAGGAAGAGUGGUGGCAGAGUGGGCAGUGAUGAUGCUGCAUUGAUCUGGUCACCCCCCUUGGAUUUUAAUGUACUGAUGAUGGGAUUUCAAUGCAGUUUUCUACUUCUUAAUUAUUGCUGCGCCCUUUAUAUUUUAUUUAUUUGCAUCCAAAUAUGAAUCCCAAUUAGUUUUUAAAAGAUGCCCAUUUUUACUUGGUGCUCAUGAAUGAAAUGGAUGAAUGGUACCUA
Cuscuta epithymum is the source of this 1314-nucleotide messenger RNA. NCBI's taxonomy places the organism in Eukaryota, Viridiplantae, Streptophyta, Magnoliopsida, Solanales, Convolvulaceae. The record is from the annotation of a GenBank genome assembly.